Messenger RNA from Drosophila santomea, 668 nucleotides. RefSeq lists its product as uncharacterized. The coding region runs from base 118 to 483 and encodes 121 amino acids. The record is from RefSeq and is a predicted model, not a curated record. The transcript has a single exon. NCBI's taxonomy places the organism in Eukaryota, Metazoa, Arthropoda, Insecta, Diptera, Drosophilidae.
GUGCUGAUCCAGUGGUUACAGCAUUCGAGUGCCACACUUCGAGACGCACAGCGAAAACAAACCAGGAUUUACACUCCGUAUCAGGACUAUAAACUACAAAAACCCAAACCAAACAUAAUGAAGGUGUUCAUCGUACUCUGCGCCCUGGUGGCCUGUGUAUCGGCAGGAGUGGUGCGAUCCUCGGGCUGGGGAUCGAAUCCUUGGGGCAGCAGCAGCUCCGGAUGGAACAGUGGCUGGGUGGCCCAGCCGCAGGUCAUCAAGGUGAUAAAGAUCGGAGGAGGCGGCGGCGGCGGCUCUGCAUGGGGAGGAAACGCCGGAUGGGGCGGUAACUCUGGAUGGGGUGGCAACUCUGGCUGGAGCAGCGGCAAUUCCGGAUGGGGCGGCAACUCUGGAUGGGGUGGCAACUCUGGCUGGAGCAGCGGCAACUCCGGAUGGAACAGCAAUGGGUGGUCCAGUUCCAGCUCCAAUAGUGGCUGGUGGUAAAGAAUCGAGGAGAUACCGUCUCUAGAACACGCAACCCAAACCCAAACCCAACUCCAAUCCCAAUCCCAAUCCCGAUCCCGAUCCCCUCUCUCCGCACCUGGUUCACAAUCCGCACGUUUUUGUAACAUAGUUUUUAAGUACCUUUUUUUUGUGUAACAAAUAAAUAAAUGAAUAAAUCAAAGGCA